Messenger RNA from Triplophysa dalaica, 3164 nucleotides. It is a transcript of the gene zbtb24, whose product is annotated as zinc finger and BTB domain containing 24. Gene Ontology annotation, molecular function: protein binding; RNA polymerase II cis-regulatory region sequence-specific DNA binding; DNA-binding transcription factor activity, RNA polymerase II-specific. Bases 921 to 3002 code for a protein of 693 amino acids. The transcript has 5 exons. Gene Ontology annotation, cellular component: nucleus. The record is from RefSeq and is a predicted model, not a curated record. Gene Ontology annotation, biological process: regulation of transcription by RNA polymerase II. Lineage: Eukaryota; Metazoa; Chordata; Actinopteri; Cypriniformes; Nemacheilidae.
UUUAUAAUUUUACAUUACAGUCCACCGAGAGCAGUCUGAUAAUACUUUAAAUCAAAUCAACUCCACGAAUGAAAGAUUGUUGUUUAAAAAACAACGUAGUUAUUUGAUUCACGCGGCGGUGUUAUAAAAAAUGAACCGAUGCGUUGUUUGUGAAUAUGGCGCUGCGUGCGCGUUCAGUUGUUUCUUUUUUACCAGGUCGAGAGACCUUAAUCAUUAACAAAACACGUGUGUCCGUUUGUGUGUGUCGUGUGUGUGUUUGUGUGCGUGUGUGUGUGUGUGUGUGUGUGUGUGUGUGUGAGUGUGUUUGUUUGUGUGUGUGUGUUUGUGUAUGUGUUUGUGUGCGUGUGUGAGUGUGUUUGUGUGUGUGAGUGUGUGUGUAAGUGUGAGUGAGUGUGUGUGUAUGUGUGAGUGAGUGUGUGUGUGCGCGCGCACAUAAUGCAAUGUAAGCCUGUUUGAAAGGAUGAGUACACAACAUGUACUACGAUACGUCAUCCAUUCACGUUUUUUAAAUAAAAAAGUACGAUAUUAUAUUCAGUGGUACAUGAAUAAGAAUAGUGAGAGACACCAGUUCUGUAUGAUCAUCUCUUGAUCCAUCACAGACAGCCUGUACAAACAUGUGUGUUUAGGCUGGUUUGUAUAGUUUUAGGUGUUGUGAUGUGAAUCACUGUAAAUAGAAAAGAAUGCAAGUAGCAUUGUACAAGUCCAAGAAAACAUUUUAUUAAUAAUCAAUUACCUCGUAGCAGAAAAGGGUCAUGGACAGCGGACAAGCAAACAAAAAUACAUCUAAAGUUGUUUUAAUGAUGUAUAAUUGUGUUAGCAAAGCAAAUUAAACCGAGAAAAUCUAUACUGUGUCUAGUACAGGUUACAGGUUUAGUAUUGCGUCAGGAUGCCGGCACUUGCCACAAACAAAACCAGAACAAAUGUCCUUUGUUUUUUUCUUUUAUAGGUUCAAACUGGCUGAUGUAAUCAUGUCCGUGCCGGCCCAACCACCAGCAUCACCUUUCCUCGCUCUGCAUUCUAAAACACACAAGGACACCAUCCUGCAUCAGUUUGACAAGCUCAGAAGGAGAGGGAUGCUCUGUGACAUAACGCUCACUGUGGAAGACGUGCAGUUCAAAGCACACAAGGCUCUUUUAGCGGCGAGCAGUGGAUAUUUCUCCUCGAUGUUCACCGCCGAAGAUCAGGCUGGCCAGACGCUCUACAAACUCGAUGGCAUGUCGGCCAAGACCUUCGAGGCCGUGCUUGAGUUCAUCUACAGCGCAAAUGUGUCCGUGGAGGAGAGCGGCUCUAAACAGCUGCUUGACAUGGCCCGCUUCCUGGAGAUACGAGAUUUAGUGGAAGCCCACGAGGACCUUCAAGAAACGAGCGUGAAACGAGAUGAUAUAACCUCAAAGAUCAGGUCCAAGCGCAAAAGAGGCCGUCCAAAGAAGAUCACGCAAGCUCAGGAGUCUGGCCACAAUGACAACAAAACUUCUUUGCCAACACAAAGUAACACUGAGACCACCUCGGAAGGUCUCUUAGAUUCUUCCUCUCCACCCAGAGACUUAAGCGACAGCGAUUAUAAACCCAGAGAAGACCGACCCCGUCACAGCAAGAGGAAUAUAAUCCAGCCCGUCAAACUGAGAGGCUUCAGGUUAGAAAGCGAUUUGGUGGAGCGACGUGAGCCGGGAAAGAGAGGAAGAAAGAGGAAGUACCCAGACACGGAAGCCAGAUGUGAAGAUUGUGGGAAAGUUUUUAAAAGCCAUUUGUUUCUGAAGAUUCAUCGGCGAAGUCACACAGGAGAAAAGCCGUUUGAAUGCAGCGUUUGUGGGAAGAGAUUCACUCAGAAGCACACGCUGUUGGUUCAUCAGCGCAUGCACACGGGCGAAAAGCCCUUCACCUGCACCAUCUGCUCCAAAUCUCUGUCUUCUAAAGACUCUCUACAGGAGCACAUGAACCUGCACACAGAGAAUAAAUCUUUCAGUUGUGAUAAGUGUGGAAAAAGCUUCAGUCAGAAGCGACAGCUGAAGAGUCAUUACAGGAUUCACACGGGAAAAGCUUUACCUGAGUGUGCACAGUGUCAUCAUAGAUUCCUGGACGCCGCUCAACUGAAGAAACAUCUCAGAACUCAUACAGGUGAGAAACCUUUUACAUGUGAGAUCUGUGGCAAGUGUUUCACAGCCAAAAGCACCCUGCAGACACACAUCAGAAUACACAGAGGAGAGAAGCCAUACGUCUGCAACAUCUGCGAUAAGACCUUCUCCGACCCCAGCGCCAGACGACGUCACGUCGCCACACACACGGGUAAUAAGCCCUUCAUGUGCCCUGUAUGCAACCUGUUGUUCGCACGAAUGGACAACCUCAAAGCACACGCCAAAACUCACAACAAAGAGCCUCAAAGCACCGACGCCACAGAGCCCGCAGCGGUGGAGGCCACGCCAGGGUCCCAAAAAACACACAGCGUCCUCCAGCUCCAGCCCUACCAACUCCCGACCCACUCUGAGCAGGAGAUCCAGCUGGUGGUGACCGGCGAGGUGGAGAACAUCAGCCUCAUCUCAGACACUUCAGAGGAACCGGGUCUCACCCUCCUCACCCAACCACCAGGACACGUCCAAAACCUGGCACUGGUCACCCCAGGGGGAUUGGAUGCCGGGACUCAAAUUCAAACCAUCAGUGUUCUGGGAGGUCAGGUGACCGACGGGCAGUCCGAGCAGAUGCACGUGAUCACGCUGUCGAAGGAAGACAUGGAGCACCUGCAGGUUCAUCACGGGCCGCAACGACAGCUUCAGGUGAUCCAUCAAGGCGUACCACAGCUGUCCGUCCCCCAGGAUGCCUCUGUCCAAAGCAACAGCCGCCCGAGUCAAACGGGAAGCAUUCACAUCGGCAACCAAAGCGGUCAGCCCAUCUCCAUCAGUCAGACCAGUGAACAAAUCACCAGCGACCAGAUUCAGGGUCAAACCUUUCAGAUCCAGGCAGGGACCGUCUCGUACCUGUACACCACCAGCAUGAACCCGCACAACUGAACAAGAGACACCUGCCUAAAUGUUUUCAUUUUUAUAUAAUGCUAAAGAAUUAAGAACACAUGUAACAAUCUUUUGUUUGAAUAAUGGUUUAAUCAUUUUCUUAAUGUGGAUCAUUAAGUGCAAUUUGAAGAUGAAUGAACAUGUUAAUAAGACACAUCAAAA